GAGAGAGAGAGAGGGAUCCUCCUGAUCCUCCUGCGGUGUUUUGGUCCCCUCUACCCGCUCACGAAAAUGACAGCGAAGAAGUCUGGCUCCCGGCUGGAGACCGAGAUCGAGCGGUGCCGCUCCGAGAGCCAGUGGGACAAGAUACCGGAGCUGGUGCGGCAGCUCUCCGCCAAGCUCAUUUCCAACGAUGACCUGGGCGAGCUGCUGUUGGGGGAAUGCAAGCUCCAGACGUACCUGAAGGAGAAUCCCAUCAAGCAGGGAGCCAGUCCCAGAGGCCCGCGACCUAAACUGGUGGAAGUCAGGAAGCAUCUGACGGCAGCUCUGGACCGAGGAAACCUCAAAGCUGAUUACCUCCAAGAAGCCAGCAUCUUGAUGGCCAAACUGUGCUAUGUGGAAGGAGAAUACAGAGAUGCUUUAGGUCACUACAACCGGGUGAACCUGGACGACCUGCAGCUGGUGGGAGCUCCUGUGUACAGGCUGUCCAUGAUAGCAGAAGCUUACGCAACUAAAGGCUUGUGUCUCGAGAAGGUUCCCGCCGCCUCGCCGUCCCUGUCCAACAGGAACACCGGCUCUCCAGCCUCCAACAGGAGCACCACGGAUCGAGAGCAGGACAUCAUCACCUGCUAUGAAAAGUCCGGAGACAUUGCAUUGCUUUACCUGCAGGAGGCCGAGAAGGCGUUGUCAGCCGGGAUUCAGAACCGCAGCCCAAAGCCUGGCCCCACAGCUCAGGACCAGGAGCUGGGCUACUUCCUGGAGACAGGCCUGCAGAGAGCCCACGUCAUCCACUUCAAGAACGGCAACCUGACACAAGGCGUCGGUCGGUUUCGAGAGAUUCUUCGAGCUGUGGAGACCAGAACCACCCAGAACCUUCGCAUGACCAUCGCUCGACAGCUUGCUGAGAUCCUGCUCAGAGGGAUGUGUGAACAGAGUUACUGGUCCCCUCUGGAGGACCCGCCCACAGUGUCGCCGCUGGACGAUCCCACGCGCCAAGGACACACGCACAGCAAGAAUUAUAACUUGAGCCGACGCCCACGGGUGUACUCGGGAGAAAAUCUGUUUUGCCCUCAGGAGAACACAGAGGAGGCUCUGCUGCUGCUGCUCAUCAGCGAGUCCAUGGCAAAUCGUGACGCCGUCCUGAGCAGAAUCCCUGAACACAACAACGAUCGGAUCAUCAGCCUCCAGUCCGCCUCUGUGGUGUACGACCUGCUGACUAUAGCUCUGGGCAGGAGGGGGCAGUAUGAGAUGCUGUCAGAGUGUUUGGAGAGAGCCAUGAAGUUUGCCUUUGAGGAGUUCCACUUGUGGUACCAGCUCGCCUUGUCUCUCAUGGCCGCUGGAAAAUCAGCUCGAGCCGUGAAGGUCCUGAAGGAGUGCAUUCGCCUGAAGCCCGACGACCCCACCAUCCCGCUGCUGGCCGUCAAGCUGUGCAUUGGACCUCUGCACUGGCUGGAUGAAGGCGAGUGUUUUGGUAAGAUGGUCAUCGAGAUGGGAGAGAAAGCAGCUGAAUUCAGAGCCAAAGGCUACUUGGCCAUUGGUUUGGUUUACAGCCUCAAAGCUACCGAUGCAUCGUUACGAAGCAUGCAGGAGGAGUACCAGAGGAAAGCUCUGGGAGCGUUCCAGAGAGCUCAGAGUCUGUCUCCUACGGACCAUCUAGCAGCCUUCUACCUGGCUCUGCAGCUUGCCGUGUCCAGACAGAUUCCCGAGGCACUAGGUUAUGUUCGGCAGGCGCUGCAGCUUCAAGGAGACGACGUCCACUCCCUUCAUCUGCUGGCCCUGCUCCUCUCUGCACAGAAGCACUACCACGACGCCCUCAAUAUCAUAGAGAUGGCCCUGUCCGAGUACCCCGAGAACUUCAAUCUGCUGUACACAAAAGUAAAGCUUGAGGCGAUGUGCAGAGGACCAGAGGAGGCUUUGCUCACCUGUAAACACAUGCUGCAGAUCUGGAAGAGCUUCUAUAACCUCACCAACCCCAGUGACUCGGGGCGUGGCAGCAGCCUGUUGGAUCGAGCCAUCGCGGAUCGACGACAACUCAACGCCAUGACUUUGCCUGACUUCAGUGACCCUGAGACUGUCUCAGGUUCUUCCUCCUCCCACUCCGGUUCCGAGCCAGUCUCCCCCAUCUCCCCAUCCACCCUCUCCACUCUCUCCACCCUCUCCUCCCUCUCCUCCCCUCUGUCGUCUCCUUCCUCCCCCGUCUUCGUCCUCCAGCCUCCCCCUCCCCCGAAAAACCCACCCUCACUAUCUACUUCUCCUCCUUUUCCUUCCUCUCCUCCCCCUCUUCCUCCUCCUCCUCCUCCUCCUCCUCCUCCACCCAUCAAGACCAGGACUCAGUCCUUUUGCAGCCACGCGGCUCUCCGCCAGCUCUCCUCCAACUGCGGCCUUCAGGACGCUAACACUCUUGGUUUUUCCUCCAUGUUUUCUGUUUGUUCGGUGCACGCCACUUCCAUCGCAGCCAGCCGCGUAGAGCAGGCCCUGUCCGAGGUGGCCUCCUCCCUGCAGAGCAGCGCCCCCAAACAUGGACCCCUGCACCCCUGGAUGACCCUGGCUCAGAUCUGGCUGCAUGCAGCCGAGGUGUACAUCGGCAUGUCGAAGCCGGCCGAGGCCACGGCGUGCACGCAGGAGGCCGCCAACCUCUUCCCCACCUCGCACAACGUGCUGUACAUGAGGGGGCAAAUCGCCGAGCUGAGGGGCAACAUGGACGAGGCCAAGCGCUGGUACGAGGAGGCCCUGUCCAUCAACCCCACCCACGUCAAGACCAUGCAGCGACUGGGCCUGAUCCUGCACCAGCUGCAGCGCUACAGCCUGUCAGAGAAGGUCCUCAGAGACGCUGUGCAGGUCAACAGUACGGCUCACGAUGUGUGGAACAGUCUGGGCGAGGUGCUGCAGGCUCAAGGGAACGCCGCCGCCGCCACCGAGUGUUUCCUCACCGCGCUGGAGCUGGAGGCCAGCAGCCCCAUCCUGCCCUUCACCAUCAUCCCCCGAGCGCUAUGAGACACACACACACACACACACACACACACACACACACACACACACACACACACACACACACACACACACACACAGAGUUAAUGCCUCAGUGCUGUAGCACAGUUGCACAAAUGGCAGACUUGCAAACUGGACACACUCCACACACACACACACACACACACACACGUUCAACCACGCUGUAAAUAAAUGAAAACUGUACAAACAAACACAAAGCCUUCCUCCUGCUCACGUGUGCGUGCGUACGUGCGUGUCGAACCUGCACUUUUAUUUGCGUGCCUGCGUCCAUGCAUGUGCUCCCACGUCCGUGUGCGUGUGCCAACAUGUUUACGGCGCACACGCGCGUCGCGUUGCAGUCAUUCCCGGCGUGCUGUUUCUGUGUGCACUUGUCGUCUCGUCCCGUUCAAAAAAAAAGAUGUAAAUAAGAUUUAGUUUGAGUCACCGACUGUGCGCUCACAAGCCGAACAUUUUGUUUACAUGUUACCGAGUCCAAAAACACAUACACACAUAUACACACAAAGUGAUAUUUCCUUCAUGAAGCCAAAUAUCUCAUAUUUACACACACACACACACACACACAAAUACACACGUUGCUGUUCACAUGCGGAGGAUGAACGUUAUUGUACUGCUGGUUCAGGGCAGCGAUGGUCAGAAAUGCUCAACAGGUCACUGAGGAAACAAUCAAUUAUUCACACUCUUCACUCCUGCAGUGUGAAGUCUGUCUUUAGCGUCUUUCUUUUCUCUGUUGCCUUCACUUGAAAACCCUUUUUUUUUUUUUUUUGUUUUCCUUGCCUCUACUGAGCCUGGCACUCAAGCACCUGUAAUUUGACAUCAGCCUCUUCACCGUGCUUGCUGUGGCUGGAGCAGAUUACCAUAAAGAGACAUCUGAGUUGCAGAAAACGCUCAGAAAAUUUCCUCAGAUAUAUAAAUAAGCUUAUUUAUGAGUCAGUUUGGUCAAAAUCUAUUAUUAAGUUACAUAAUAAACUACUUUAACUACCUGUCAUUCCCAAUUUGAAAAGCCAGCCAGACAAAACGGCGCAGGAGCUGAAACACACUUGCACGUUUUGCUUUUAAAUGUUUAUUUUAUAUACUGUAUUUUUUAUUUGAAUUGUAAUCAUUUGGCAGUAAAAGAGGUGUUUUUAACGGAAAGGCUGUUGAAAGUGGCGAAUCUGCCGCGCUCAGCCUCUCUGCGCCCGUCUCUUCGGUUUGACAGAUUUCUUCACACUGAGCAGCAUGCUUUGAUCUGAACCUGUUGUCGGCUCUUGGAGAGAAAGGAGCCGGCGUCAGAGAGGCACUUUAGAAAAGCCGAUCGUGCGACAUUUCACGAGCGUUCAGUAACUCCACAGGUGAAUUUCUGAGGAAGCCGGAGGAUCUUCUCCAAAAAAAAAAAAAAAAAAAAAUCACGUUCUGUUGCGUU
Salarias fasciatus (jewelled blenny) is the source of this 4402-nucleotide messenger RNA. Its product is annotated as tetratricopeptide repeat protein 7B-like. NCBI's taxonomy places the organism in Eukaryota, Metazoa, Chordata, Actinopteri, Blenniiformes, Blenniidae. Gene Ontology annotation, cellular component: plasma membrane. The transcript has 23 exons. Gene Ontology annotation, biological process: protein localization to plasma membrane; phosphatidylinositol phosphate biosynthetic process. Bases 67 to 2988 code for a protein of 973 amino acids. The record is from RefSeq and is a predicted model, not a curated record. Gene Ontology annotation, molecular function: protein binding.